GUUAUUUAAACACUGUGUUUGGGCAGAGCGACUAACACUUGCACCAUGUCGCUGUCUCUGCUGCUGCUGCUGCUGCUGCUGGGCAGCUCCCAGACAUCUCAUUUUGGUGGAACGGUCAUGACCUUCCACCCAAAAGACCGCAGCCCAGAUGGAUCGGUCACGGUCGUCCUUCGCUAUAAGCUGAACUUCUACUUUCGAGGCAUCAGCACGUGGAAUUGCAUCAGCGGGAACUGUGGGACUCAGAGUUCUUUGACGCUGAACAGAGUGUACCAGGACAGCAGCAGAGACUGGUUCCAGGAUGAGGGAGUCAUGACUCGGCAGGUUCCCGACAGCGGUCCUUUUCAGCUGCGGUUGGACGGUGGUAACUGGAUAAUUAACAGAAAUGGCAUCACAGUAUGGAGAGCCGUGACGCUGGUCGAUCUGAGGAACCGUUCCGACACCAGCAGGGCCAACGCGUCACCUCAGACCACCGUCCUGCCAGUUGUGAGAGUUCCUUCAAACUGUCAGAGAGAUUUCAACCUGUUGGCGUUUGACCCUGACGGAGACGAGGUUCGAUGCAGAUAUGGAAACACAUCGCUGUCAGAGUGUAGCCCCUGCACGCCAGCGUCUGUCCUCAGCCUCUCACCGUCGUGUACUCUGUCAUUCAACGCCACCAACAGCAGUAAUGAAGGUCCGUACGCAGUCCAGCUGGUGAUGGAGGACUUUCCCAGACAGACGAUCUCCCUGAAUCAAAGCAACGGGGUGCAGACGACAAUAACUACAAACAACUCUAUGAGCAAAAUACCUGUCCAAUUUAUUCUACAGGUGGAUCCUGCGGUGCCAUCCUGCACAGAGGGACUGUAUUUGCCCAUGUUCCUGCCUCCAACACCGGCCAACAGAGCUCGACUUUACACCCCCGUCAAUCAGACCCUUGACAUCAACAUUAAAGCAGCUGCAACUUUCUCCACGGUCUCUGAGCUGCUGUUCAGCGGGCCGCACAACGUGAACCAGACCAGCUCAGGACCAGGUCAGUUUACGCUGAGCUGGACGCCGUCUCAGAGCGAAGAUGGAGAGAGCCAACCCAUCUGCUUCAUCGUCCAAGCACUUUCCAAUUCAACAAAGUAUCACUCUGAGCUGCGAUGUGUCAUCGUAAGUGUUGGAAACGAUCCAUCAUUUCUCACAAGUACAGCCGAAGUGAUUUCAAAAACUCAACGAAGAACUCUACGAGAAGUUUCACCAGGGGUCGAACCUAGGACCGUCAUUUCUACCACUUCACCGGGACCUCCACCAGGGACCGAACCUAGUACCAUCAUUACCGCCGUAACCCCUACAACUUCACCGGGACCUCCACCAAUGCCCGAACCUAGUACCAUCAUUACUACCGCAACCCCUACAACUUCACCGGACCUCCAACAGGACCGAACCAAGUUAUCAUUACCGCCAAACCCCUACAACUUCACCAGGACCUCCACCAAUUACCAUCAUUACUACCGUAACCCCUACAACUUCACCUGCGACUCUCCAGGACCGAACCUAGUACCAUCAUUACCUGUCAACCCUACAACUUCACCACGACUUCCACCAGGGACCGAACCUAGUACCAUCAUUACCGCCGUAACCCCUACAACUUCACCGGGACCUCCACCAAUGCCCGAACCUAGUACCAUCAUUACUACCGCAACCCCUACAACUUCACCGGGACCUCCACCAGGGACCGAACCUAGUACCAUCAUCACCGCCAUAACCCCUACAACUUCACCGGGACCUCCACCAGGGACCGAACCUAGUACCAUCAUUACCGCCGUAACCCCUACAACUUCACCGGGACCUCCACCAAUGCCCGAACCUAGUACCGUCAUUUCUACCACUUCACCGGGACCUCCACCAGGGACCGAACCUAGUACCAUCAUUACCGCCGUAACCCCUACAACUUCACCGGGACCUCCACCAAUGCCCGAACCUAGUACCAUCAUUACUACCGCAACCCCUACAACUUCACCGGAACCUCCACCAGGGACCGAACCUAGUACCAUCAUUACCGCCAUAACCCCACAACUUCACCGGGACCUCCACCAGGGACCGAACCUAGUACCAUCAUCACCGCCAUAA
Molecule: messenger RNA, 2088 nt
Organism: Hippoglossus stenolepis (Pacific halibut)
Lineage: Eukaryota; Metazoa; Chordata; Actinopteri; Pleuronectiformes; Pleuronectidae
Product: mucin-5AC
Exons: 10
Coding region: 46-2088 (680 amino acids)
Source: RefSeq, a predicted model, not a curated record